UUGGACAGUUCAGUUAGCAGGACUGGAGCAAUCUGCCUAGUAGUAAAGGAUCAGUGGAAGUACAACGCAAAAUUAGCGCACUCGAGGAUUAUUGUUUUGCGCGCGUGCGCCACGUGGAUAAUGAGUGUCGAUAUUAUUACACAAGACUGUUGUUGUGUCAAACUCGAAGAUAGCGCACUGUUUAAAAUGACAGUGCCAUGCACUACCUGGUGAACAUCUACCGCCUACACAGAGGUCUCUCAGCCUCCUGAACGCCUCCUCUCUGGCAUCAGAGGAUGCUGGGAAUGUGUCGUGGGCGCAGGAAGUUCCUGGCUGCAUCCAUUGCCUUGCUUUUUAUUCCAGCACUCACCUGGCUAUAUCUGUCUGCUGCAAACGUCACAGUGAAGCCGCUGCCUCUCUCCCCACUGGAUCCUCAGUCCUCCACACUGGCCCUGGAGCUUCGAGUUCGAGAGGUAGAAGAGGAAAACCGAGCGCUCAGAAGAGAGAUUAGCCAGCUGCCCAGGAGUCCUACCCGCGGCAACCAGCAUUCCCAGCACCGCAUCAGCGGGCACCAUGGCAACCAGUCCCAGCUUCACUCCACUGAAGAGGGUACAGGUGAUAGUGAAGCUCAGAAAGCGCUCUCUAAAUCCAACGGAUCCAGCUGUGUCCAGCAACCGGCUGUAGACAAAUGUGAGACCAUUCAUGUUGCCAUCGUGUGCGCGGGGUACAACGCGAGCCGAGACGUGGUGACGCUGGUCAAGUCUGUGCUUUUUCAUCGACGGAACCCUCUUCACUUCCACUUCAUCACAGACUCUAUCGCCAAGCAGAUCCUGGCCUCCCUCUUCCACACUUGGAUGGUGCCAGCUGUCCGUGUGGACUUUUACGAUGCAGACGAAUUGAAGUCUGAGGUAUCGUGGAUUCCAAACAAACAUUACUCAGGUAUCUAUGGACUGAUGAAGCUGGUACUGACUAAGACUCUGCCAUCAGACCUACAAAAAGUCAUCGUUCUUGAUACUGACAUCACCUUCGCCACAGACAUCGCUGAGCUGUGGGCUGUCUUUCACAAAUUCAGAGGUCAGCAGGUGCUUGGUCUGGUGGAGAAUCAGAGUGACUGGUAUUUGGGGAACCUGUGGAAGAACCAUCGACCUUGGCCAGCUCUAGGUCGAGGCUUCAACACUGGUGUAAUUCUCCUGCUGUUGGAUCGCUUGAGGAAGCUGAGAUGGGAGCAGAUGUGGAGACUGACAGCAGAGAGAGAGCUGAUGAGCAUGCUGUCUACAUCACUAGCUGAUCAGGACAUCUUUAACGCUGUGAUCAAACAGAACCCCUUCCUGGUGCACCAGCUGCCCUGCUUCUGGAAUGUCCAGCUGUCGGAUCACACGCGCUCUGAGAAGUGCUACAGAGACGUGUCCGACCUCAAGGUGAUCCACUGGAACUCUCCUAAGAAGCUGCGGGUGAAGAACAAGCAUGUGGAGUUUUUCAGGAACCUUUAUCUGACCUUUCUGGAGUACGACGGCAACCUGCUGAGGAGGGAGUUAUUCGGCUGUCCGAGUGAAACCGACCACAAUAGUGAGAAUCUCCAGAAGACUCUACUGGAGCUUGAUGAGGAUGACCCAUGUUAUGAGUUCCGGAGAGAGCGCUUCACUGUGCAUCGCACACACCUCUACUUCCUGCACUACGAGUACGAGGCCAGUGCAGACCAGACUGACGUUACGCUCGUGGCUCAGCUCUCCAUGGACAGGCUGCAGAUGCUAGAGGCCAUCUGUAAACACUGGGAAGGACCCAUCAGUCUGGCUCUCUACCUGUCUGAUGCUGAGGCACAGCAAUUCCUGCGUUAUGCCCAGGGUUCUGAGGUACUCAUGAGCAGAAGCAAUGUGGGAUACCAUAUCGUCUACAAAGAGGGUCAGUUCUACCCUGUCAACCUGUUGCGCAAUGUUGCCAUGAAACAAGUCAGCACACCUUAUAUGUUCCUGUCUGACAUCGACUUCCUGCCAAUGUACGGACUCUACGAAUACCUCAGGAGAUCUGUAGUACAGCUGGACAUGGCUCACACUAAAAAAGCUCUGGUGGUGCCUGCAUUUGAGACACUGCGAUAUCGGCUGUCCUUUCCUAAAUCCAAGGCUGAGCUUCUGUCCCAGCUGGACAUGGGCACCCUCUUUACCUUCAGGUACCAUGUAUGGACAAAGGGUCAUGCUCCAACCAACUUCGCAAAAUGGCGGACAGCCACAACGCCGUACAGAGUGCAGUGGGAAUCUGAUUUUGAGCCAUAUGUGAUGGUGAGGAGGGACAGUCCAGAAUAUGACCGCAGAUUUGUGGGAUUCGGCUGGAACAAAGUGGCUCACAUUAUGGAGUUAGAUGCACAGGAAUACGAGUUUGUGGUUCUACCCAAUGCCUACAUGAUCCACAUGCCUCACGCACCGAGCUUCGACAUCACCAAGUUCCGCUCCAAUAAACAGUACCGUGUUUGUCUCAAGACUCUUAAAGAGGAGUUUCAGCAGAACAUGUCCCGCCGCUACGGAUUCGCUGCGCUUAAAUACAUGACUGCAGACAACAACAGCUAGCAACGUCACCUUCAUAUUUCUCACUUUUCAGGUGGUAUAAUUAGAUAUCACAUAGGAAAGCGGUGCAGUGGGUCGGUCACGGACCCAACAGCGUGAUAACGGACACUCGGCGUAAGUCAGAGCAGUGUGUUCUUCCAUUCCAUCAUUCAGGAUGCUGUCAUGAUGACAUUUAGUCACUGCUUUGGAAACAGCGGAAGUGCAGUGUGUCAUCUGUCGGAUGUCAUGCUGUUGUUCCGAAUGAAAUCAAUCCACCAGAUUCCCUGACUGACCUCCUGUAUGAACUGGAAUUGAGAUUUUAUAAACCAUUGGGUGAGCAGAAGAAUUGUACCAGGCUGAUUUGUGUUCCAGUGAGCAGUCAGUACUGAAUAUGAGCAGAGGAAACGCCACUGCUGAAAAAUAGCAGUGGUUUAACGAACUCCCUCUACUUAUUGCCUAGAAGCUGAAUUUAGCUUGUUUGUGUUCUUUUGGUCAUAGGGCAGUGUUUAGCAGUACUGGAUCUCAGUCUAAUAACACACUAGCUUUCAGUCUACUGUAAGUAACACAGAGACUCAGAAAGGGAUCCCCAGUCAUUUUUGUCAAGAAAGUGAUCACUGGAGAAAUUAGGUUGUUCAAGUAUUAAUAAUAUGAUGUUUACAUAUUUUACAGAAUAUAACGUAGUGAUGGAGAGAAAAGAAUAGCUGAGAUGUCUUAGAUUUCAUAGCACCUUUGUAGAAUCACGUUUCCUAUUAGAGCUCAACAGGGCUUGUGUUUAUGGACGACGUCAGGCUCUCAGCAUUGACAAUCCUGACACAGAUGAAAGCCCUAAAUAACCCAUGUGUUUUUUCAGCAUUUUAAUAUGUUUUCAUAUUUCUGUGCUCAUUGUGAUUUUAAUGUUUUGCUGCCAUUGUUCUUCAUACGUAUUAUACAUAUAUUUCUUGCAGCUAUUAGAACUGCACUAACUCGUGCGUUAAACAUAGAAGGUUUGGAAACUUGGGUUUAAGUUUUAAAUGUAGACCAAAGGCAACUGUGUAUAUGAUGUACAAUAAUUGUGCACCAUGUUCCAAGGUUAGUUUCAACUUUUUCCUGUAAACCUAAAUUUAAGGUCUGGGUAAAUCUCUGGAUGUGGAAAUUCCUUUAUUUGUGUUGUGUUUGAAUGAAACAAACCCAAUUCACACAACCAGAAAUCUCAAAAAAAUCAAGAAUAAUGAUGGGAUUGACCAAGAACAUGGACGUUUAUAUUAACAUCAGACAGUAGCUGCUGAGUGCUUUUAGUGAGCUGGUGAUGGCUCUUAUUGGUUUACAGAUCAUUUGUAUAUAUGUAGUGGAAAAAACAGGGAAAUGUUUCAAUAUGACUGAAUGUGAAUCUGCUGCUCAGACUAAUCGAAGACAUUUCUGCUAACUGGUGUAGGAGAGGAAAUCAAAAAAGGAAACAAACUGCAUUUUUAAUUCCUUUAGAAUUACCAUUAACAUGAGUAUAUUUGUACAGUACAACGUUUGAGCUUUCACUAUAAGUCUGUUUCAUGUCUUUUAUUUUAGGUCAACAUUUUCAGACUGUUUUGUCUUGGGGAGAACGCAAAAGUUUUUUUUUUGUUUGUUUUUUGGAAAAACAUUUUGGUGCAUCCCUAAUCAAUAGAGUUAACUGAGGUUAAUGUUUGCUAGGUCAAGUUGCACUUUGUAAAGUCUGACAGAAAGCGACGAUGCCAUGUCAAGAUGAGAUGAAUGCAGAACCUUCGUCAUCUUCCUUUUUACGUUUGGCAGGUCUGGUGGGAGGGGGGACUUUUCUUUGGCACGGUUUUGAGUGCUAAGUUUUACUGGUAUACUCUGCAGAGCUCCUACACUAAUGUGUAAAAGUUGGCAAGUCUGAGAUACUAGCAUGGCUGCUGGAAAAAGUAAUCUAAUAUACUGUUUACUUCGGUUUUCAAUGUGUCCAGACUGUGUGUGUGUGUGUGUGUGUGUGAGAGAGAGAGAGACUGAAGUCUAAAUGUCCAAGACUGAGAGAUUUUCUGCUACUUGAAUAAAAAAUA
Molecule: messenger RNA, 4540 nt
Organism: Tachysurus vachellii
Lineage: Eukaryota; Metazoa; Chordata; Actinopteri; Siluriformes; Bagridae
Product: xylosyl- and glucuronyltransferase LARGE1
Exons: 15
Coding region: 276-2537 (753 amino acids)
Biological process (GO): protein O-linked glycosylation via mannose
Molecular function (GO): xylosyltransferase activity; glucuronosyltransferase activity
Source: RefSeq, a predicted model, not a curated record